AUGUCUGCAACUUUAAGGUCGUUUGAUUUGGACAGUGAUUCAAUUGCUUUUCAAAAAAUAAGGAGUCCAAAAUUGAGGAGUUUAGACAAGCGCGAUCAUAUUGAUUCUGGUUUUAAUGGGAAUGGGCAGUUUGAAGAUGACAUAGAAUUUGAUGAUACACGUAUGGAAAUCGAUGAUAUGAAACCAAAUCAUUCUUUUAACAACGAGAAUAUAUCUAAUAAUAGACAGAGUGGACAAGAUAGCUUUCAUCAGCGUGAUUAUGUGAUACGGGACACGACGACCAAGGUUCCGUUGAAAGAUAGUCCCCACACAUCAAACGUAAAUCGGAUCACAAAUAAAGCAUCUACUCCUGAUACGCUUGAUAGAAUCAAUAGAUAUCGUUCAAAAAAUGGGACUCCAUUGAAAUUACCUCCUUUGACCUCGAACCAGUUUUCUGACAGUGAUAACGAGAACCCAUCUCUACGGAUUGAAGAAAAAGCAGAAGAUAGUCUUAUAAAACACAGAAAACUCAUAUCUGACGACAAUAAAUUCUCACCUGGAAGCACACGGAUAUCAUUAAGAAAGGCAGGACGUGAUACGACAAAUGAACAUAGCAUUGUGAGUCCCACGAAAUCGAUGAAUAGAUCAACAAAUGAAGCAAUUAUUACUCCACCUUCUAAUUUGAAGGUACGGCCGUUCAUUUUUGGAUCUACAUCCAAAAAGCUGCCCUCUACUUCGUUUUCUAGAAAGGCCCUGCCAGAACAGUUUAGAAACACCCAGGUUUCUGGCAAUAGAAAUGACGCAGAUAUUGAAUUUGAUUCUUCUGACGUUGAUGGUGAAGAAGAGAAUCAUGGAGCAACAAGAGGAAAGCUUUUAUCUAGUACGUCAAGAUUCAAUGCUUCAAUUUCAAAUCAGAUAUCAAAGCCCUCUGGUGUAGCCCAAAAUAUUCAAAUAAACAACCAUGACAAAGAACGAAGCAUUGAAUUGAGAGAAAAAUUAGCACAUGAGCAAUACAUACCGCAGGUGAGUCCCACAAUCGGAAGCAAAUAUGAAGACGUUGGAGAUACCGGUGAUAGGGAGGCUGAUCAGAAAGAGAAAUAUGGUGAUAUUUCCAGAGCCGAAAUUUUGGAAAAAAUUAAUAGCACAAUAAAUUCGUUGAUGGAAAAGGAUAAAUUUGCAAGCUCUCCUUCUAAAGCAAAUCAGGAGGAUGUUUUGCCUCAGAAUAUCGAAAAAGAAAUAGUUGAUGCUGAGUCGUCAGAUGAAGGACCUGAAGAAAUAAUCAAUGAAUUAGACUCAUUUUUUUCAGGGAAUAAAUCUAAUAUAGGAAAUCAGAGAGCUUCAUCCUUCAACCAUAGAUCACCUUCAAAAAUUUUCUCAGAGAAAACUGAAACUAAUUCAUUAAACCAACCUUCCAAAUCAACUCCAAUACGAACUCAUUAUUCAAGGUUAUCAGGUAAAUACGCUAGGCAGAUAUUGCAUAGAAGAAAAAGCGAAAACGUUUCAGCUAUAGAAAAUCCGGAUCCAGCUAUUUUGGAAGAUUCAAAUGAUACCUCUCUGAAUCCAGAAUGGCCAACAAGUAAGUGGUUGAAGCUAAACAAGGUAUUACAACUGGGAAAAAUAGCUAAAACAGACAUCAUUAAUAGCGAAGUAUUAAUUCAAAAAUUAGGAUGUUCUUCGAGGCAUGAAUUAAAACAGAGGGUGGAGUUUUUAAUUCAGUUCAAUGAUUCUAAAAAAGUUAGAAAGCCAAAAAGAAGAGUGGUUAGUAGUACGAAGAAAAAUAAUAUUGGCUCGAAAUCUUCCAAGUCUGAAAAGAGAUUUCAAAUUAUAUAG
This is a messenger RNA of Debaryomyces fabryi, 1809 nucleotides long. RefSeq lists its product as uncharacterized. The record is from RefSeq and is a predicted model, not a curated record. The transcript has a single exon. Lineage: Eukaryota; Fungi; Ascomycota; Pichiomycetes; Serinales; Debaryomycetaceae. Bases 1 to 1809 code for a protein of 602 amino acids.